AUGAAAAAAGAAGUAAAAAGAAAAUUAAAAAAAAAAUUUCUUGAAGAUGGAGUUGAAUUACCUCCAAUUUCUCAAAUUUAAGAAGAAGAAGAAGAAGAAGAAGAAUAAGAAGACUAAGAAGAAGAAAAAGAUUAAAUAAAUGAAUCUCCUUCUCAAAAAAAACUGCAUAAAAACUCUAUUUCCCUAAAUUAAAAAUUAACUCAAAUUUCAGUAUAACAACUUUAGUUAAUAGAAAUCGAAUAAAUUCGAGAAAGAUCAAAGGCUAUAAUUUAAAUUCAAAUUACAACUUCAGAUGAGGAAGAAGAAGAAGAUGAAGAAUAGGAAGAAAUAAAAAAAAAAUUGGAAGAGGAAAAAAUUGCAAUAAAUACUAAAUUAAAACAUUUGAAUUUUAAAAGAUAAUAAAUAAAAUCAGAAUCUAGUGAAUAGGAAAAUGAAUUCAAAUUUUUUAACUAUAAUGAUCAAGAAACAGAAGUUUAAGACCUUUCAGAUGGUUCAGAAUAAUAAAAAAAAGAAAAUUUAUCCUAAGAAGUUUUGUCUAAUGAAAGUAUUGAUAAAGAUAUUGAAACUUAAGACAUAUUUUUGGAUAGUAUUUAAGUAAAAGAAGAUGAAUAAAAAAACAAUUAAUAAAGUUUAUAAUAAAUUUUCUAAAAUGAAAAUAAUAAUAAUAAUGAAAGUAAUAUUAAUUUUACAGAAACAGCUCCUUUAGCAAAGAGAAUUUCGUAAUCUUAAUAGAAUAAAGUACCAGAAACAUCAAAUUAAAAUAUAGGUUUAAAUGAAGAUGAUAAUAAUAAUAAUAAUAAUAAUAAUAAUAAUAAUAUUGUAAAAGAAAAAAAUAUUAAAAAAAAAAAAAAAUUUAAUUGGAGUAAUUAUAUUAGAUUACUUUGGUAUCUAAAAAAAUAAUAUAAAUUAGUCUUAAUAGGUUAUUUUUAUGUAAUACUUUAAUCAAUUACUUAAAUUUAUAUUCCUUCCUUUUCCGGUAAGUUAUUAGAUGCUACUACUCACGAAUUUAGUAUGAAAAAUUUAAAUGAUAUUGCUUUAUAUGCCAUUCUUUUAUAUUUAUUAAAUUCGACAAGUGCUUUUUUUAGAACCUGUAUAUUUAAUGUUAUUGGAGAAAAAAUUGUUAAUGAAUUAAAAAAUGAAUGUUUUGAGAAAUUUAUCCUUAAUGAUAUUUCUUUUCAUGAUAAAUAAUUAUCAGGUGAACUAGUUAGUAGAUUAUAAAUUGAUAUAAUGUCAUCUAAAUCUGCUGUAAGUAGUAAUAUGUCAAACGGUAUUAGAAAUAUAUUUAUUUGUAUAGGAAAUUCAAUUAUGCUUUUUAAGAUUUCAAAAAGCCUUUUUUGUAUUAUAAUUUUAUUAAUUCCUAUAUUUUUAAUAAUUUCUGGUGUAUAUGGCCGUUAUUUACGAAAAAUCACCAAACACUAUUAAGAUUAAUCUGCAAAAGUAAAUGCAAAUAUAUCUGAAUGUUUAUAAAAUAUAAAGACAGUAAAAGCUUUUUCCUCAGAGUUAAAAAUGAUUGAUAAAUUUAAAAAUAUUCUUCAAGACUAAUAUAAUUUAGGAUUUAAGAAAAGUAAAUCUAAUGGACUUUAUUCGGGAGCGAUUUCUUUCGUUACAAAUAUUGCAACUUUGAGUGUUUUAUGGUUAGGAGGGUAUUUGGUGUUAACUAAAAAUAAGUUAACAUCGGGAGAGUUGGCAUCUGUUAUUUUAUAUACAAAUUCUUUGGCUGAUUCUUCUGCUUCUAUUAGUUCUUCUUUCACCAAAAUUGUUACUGCUUCAGCUUCUAUGUCCAGGCUUUUUAAAAUGAUCGAUAAAUAGCCCAAAGUAAAAAUCUAAGGUGGGCUUUAAGUUGAUUUUCAGGGGAAAAUAUAGUUCAAAAAUGUAGACUUUUACUAUAAAUUUCGCAAAAACUAACCUGUUUUAAACGAAUUGUGCUUAGAAAUUUUGCCUGGCGAAAGAGUAGCAUUUGUUGGUCAAAGUGGAUGCGGAAAAUCAACUAUUAUUAAGCUUUUGGAGAGAUUUUAUGAUGUAAAAAAAGGUGAAAUUCUUAUUGAUAAUAUAAAUAUUAAAGAUAUAGAUAUUGUAUAUUUGAGGUAAAAAAUAGGAUAUGUAAGUUAAGAACCAUUACUUUUUCAAGGUAGUAUAGAAGAAAAUAUAACAUAUGGAUUAAGAGGAGCUUAUACUUAAUAAUAAUUAGAUUAAGCCUGUAAAUUAGGACAUUGUUAUGAUUUUAUACAUAACGAGAAACUUUUUCCUUAAGGAUUUAAAACUAUAGUAGGAGAAAGUGGCUCUAAAUUAUCUGGUGGUUAAAAAUAAAGAAUUGCAAUUAGUAGGGCACUUAUUUUAUAACCAAGAAUUUUAAUUUUUGAUGAGGCGACAAGUGCAUUGGAUGCUGAAAGUGAAUUUUAAGUUUAAUAAGCAAUAGAAUAAUUAAUGAAAUAAAAAAAUGAUAUGACAAUUAUUAUGAUAGCUCAUAGGCUUAGUACGAUUGUAAAUUGUAAUAAAAUUGUUGUUUUGAAUAAAGGGAAAGUAGCCGAAAUAGGAACUCAUAAAGCUUUAUUGUAAAAAAAAGGAUAAUAUAAAUAGUUAUUUGAAAGGCAGUUAUCGGGAUUAACUAUAAAUUGA
Ichthyophthirius multifiliis is the source of this 2616-nucleotide messenger RNA. RefSeq lists its product as hypothetical. The record is from RefSeq and is a predicted model, not a curated record. Gene Ontology annotation, biological process: transmembrane transport. Gene Ontology annotation, cellular component: membrane. NCBI's taxonomy places the organism in Eukaryota, Ciliophora, Oligohymenophorea, Hymenostomatida. Gene Ontology annotation, molecular function: ATP hydrolysis activity; ATP binding; ABC-type oligopeptide transporter activity. The transcript is spliced from 4 exons.